Solea solea (common sole) is the source of this 2632-nucleotide messenger RNA. RefSeq names its product zinc finger DHHC-type palmitoyltransferase 16b (gene zdhhc16b). The coding region runs from base 358 to 1461 and encodes 367 amino acids. The record is from RefSeq and is a predicted model, not a curated record. Gene Ontology annotation, biological process: protein palmitoylation. Gene Ontology annotation, molecular function: palmitoyltransferase activity. Gene Ontology annotation, cellular component: Golgi apparatus. Lineage: Eukaryota; Metazoa; Chordata; Actinopteri; Pleuronectiformes; Soleidae. The transcript is spliced from 10 exons.
GAAACUUUCUGUGGUCAAACCAAGAAGUUAAAAAUAAACCAAACUUAUUUCAUCAUUCUUUAGCGAUUUAUGACGCAAAUUAUUUAUAAAUAAUUGCAAAAAUUUUCUCAGCCACGUUUGCACACCGUUAAGGAUGAUGGGUUUGUGUGAUACGUCUGUACAAUAGACAAUCUAGCGCGAAGCGAACCGCUGUGUUUGCUGCAGUGAGUGGAGACCUUAGCUAACAGUUUACCCCGAGGAUGACCUGACCGCCGUGACCUAGUUGGCUCGGUCGCCCAUUUCACCGAUCCAGGUAGAGCGAGUAGGAGAGGAGGAGGAGGAGGAGGAGGAAGAAGAGGCAGUGGUGGUAGUCGUGGCAUGCGUAUGGGCAGCAGUUGGAAGUGGCAGCUCUCCCGGGCCAUGAGACUCGCCCUGCGCUGUUGUCGGCUCUGCCGCCUGCACAGAGGAGGAGGAGGAGGGUGGUGGAACAAGUCGUGGAUCGGCCGCAGGUUGUUGGAGCAGUGGAGUUACAGCAAGCUGCUGCUCAAGUCUCUGUACUACAACAGCCUCAGCAACUCAGACACACUGCUGGACUGCGUGUUUGAACCCAUCUACUGGAUCGUGGACAACGUGACGCGCUGGUUCGGAGUGGUGUUUGUGUGUCUGGUCGUCCUCCUCACGACCUCCGUCGUGGCGGUCGUCUACCUGUUCGUCCUGCCCACGAUCUUCAGCACGUACCCCGCGCACUGGAUCGCCUGGCACCUCUGCUUAGGCCACUGGCUUCUCGUCAUGAUCGUCUUCCAUUACUACAAGGCCACCACCACCUCUCCUGGAAACCCACCCAAGGACAAUGUUCAUAUCCCCUCAGUGUCCGUCUGUAAGAAGUGCAUCACACCCAAACCUGCCAGAACGCACCACUGCAGCAUCUGCGACAUGUGUGUUUUGAAGAUGGACCAUCACUGUCCCUGGCUCAACAACUGCGUCGGCCAUUUCAACCAUCGCUACUUCUUCUCCUUCUGCCUCUACAUGACCCUCGGCUGCAUCUACUGCAGCGUCAGCAGCCGCAAACUGUUCCUGGAGGCGUACAACGCUGUGGAGAGUUAUUAUCAGACUCCGCCUCCCACGUUCACCUUCAGAGAAACCACGGCUCACAAGAGCGUCAUCUUCCUCUGGGUCCUGACCAGCUCGGUGGCAGUGGCUCUGGGAGGACUCACGCUGUGGCACGCCAUACUCAUCUGCAGAGGCGAGACCAGCGUGGAGCGACACAUCAACAACAAAGAGACCAGAAGACUCCAAGAACAGGGCAAAGUUUUCAGGAAUCCGUUUCAUCACGGCAGAAUGAAGAACUGGAAGUUGCUGCUCGGUGUCGAAAAAAGGAGUCACUGGAUCACGCGGGUUCUGUUUCCCUCCGACCAUCCUCCCAGUGGAGACGGCAUCAUGUGGGACUGCAUCUUCACCAGGAGAGACCCUAUGGCCAUCUGACCUUCUGACCUUCUGACCAGCCAUUCCUUAAGUUUUAUUAUUAUUAUUAUUAUUAUUACUACUACAUCAGAAGCAUUUUCCCUGCAUCAGACUGCAAUCAUUUAACAAAGGAAAAAGAUGCUUUUGCUGUGUGAAUGUGUUUGGACGUAAUUAACUAGUGAUCACCCUGUCACUGCAGACGUGAGAUUAUUUUUUAAAAAGGUGCUGCUGGUCAGUGCAAAACAUUCACUUUUUGUUUCUCCCUAACAUUUGUGAUUCAUUUUAGUGCAGUCUUUGCACCAGCACAACAACAACAACAACUCUGUAAAAUCCAAACAAAUAUCAACAUAAACCUGUGUGUCUUUGAGCUGAGGACAAAUCCAAGGAGACAUGUAAAGAAAGUUCAGUUCCAGCUGUAUAGAGACAGUUAAAGGUGUUUGUGUAUAAUGUGUUGCGCCCCCUGCUGGCCCUCUGAGCCAACAUGGCCUGCCUCAGUCACUGAUAUCAUUGAAAUAUGUUUACUUUAUCUUGCUUUUAGACAAGUUUUUCUGUCUGGAAAGUGAAGUUUGUGUGGAUCUUGCACUGCACUGCUUACUCCCUGCACCAAAAUACAUAGAGAAAAUCAGCAAUUUUACAGCACACAGGGGUUGUUUUAAAUGUGUGUUAUUUUAGUGUGUUAAAUCCCAUAUUUGGAACAAACUAACCAAACGAGGGAGCAGCAGAUCAAGUUUCCCUGUGAGCUAAAAAUGAUGAUUUUCUCUAUGGCCUUUGGUGUGGGAGAGAGGGACCACUUUACAACCUCAGGUUUCCAGUUGGGGAAAAAGCCGUCUAACUGUGAGAUAAAGUGGGUUAACAUAUUUUUAAAGUAUCAUAGACUUUAGCACGCUUAAAAAAAAACAACCUGAGCUGUAUCACUGUAUGGCAACCCUGUAACUUUUUUACAACUUAAAAUAACCACUUUGACGUCAUUUUUGCUGCGUAAUAGAGAUUUUGUGAGAUAUUUCUUACUACUGCUGCAUGUUUACACGUGUAAUGUCAUCAUAUCAUGGUUUUUUUGUAGUGUAAAGCUGAUGUCCUGGUGCCAAAGAGUGAAACAAAAACAAGACUUUUCUUUUUCACGUCUCUAAAAUGUCGGACUUGAAAUCUAUGAAACACAAACAGAAGCUGUUGUGUGCCUUGUUUUUUUUGGGGG